AUGUUGAUCACAUCUUCCUGGAUCCAAGGGAUGAGAGCGCGGAGAACGGCUCAGCGAUCAUCUUUCGUGCUUCAAUUACCCGAUCUCGUUAUGCGUCGGCUAUUGAUCGAUACCGACUGCGGAACGGACGACGCGUGUGCCAUUCUACUCGCGGUGCGAGUCGCGCAGAAGGAUCCCGACAUUCGUAUCGAAGCUAUCACGACCUGCAGUGGGAAUAUUGAGCUCGCGAAAGUGCGCCCGAACGUGCUGCGGGUGCUGAAGUUGUGCGACGCGACCGAUAUCCCCGUGUUCGAAGGGGUUGGACGUCCGCUCGUCGAACCUCUCAAAGACGCGAGUCAGUAUCAUUGCGAUGACGGUUUCGGUGGGGUAUCCGGUGAUUAUCCCGCGCCCGAAAUACCAUGCCCUGCGGAGCACGCCGUCAACGCCAUGAUCCGACUCGCUCGAAAACUCAGGCAGGAACUGAUAGUCGUGAGUUUAGGACCGUUGACAAACGUCGCGCUGGCGCAGAAACUCGAUCCCGAAUUCCUCUCGAACCUCAAAGAGCUCGUCGUGAUGGGAGGCAGCAGCAUCGGGUCCGGGAACGACACUCCGGGAGCCGAGUUCAAUUUUUCUUGGGAUCCCGAAGCUGUUGCCAUUGUCGUCAACGAGAUCGAGAAGGCUGAUAAGUUGACGAUAGUCACCAUGGAAGCAUGCAGGAAUUAUCCUUUGGAUUGGAGGUGGUUCGACUCACUUGACGAGUCGAAUAAGUACAUUGAGUUCUUGAAGAAGAUCAUGGGGAGCGCGGCGAAACGCUGGCGAGCCGAGGGACAUCUCGGGCUGUACGUUUACGAUUUGACAGCUAUGGCAGUCUAUCUUGACCCCGCUAUCGCUACGAAAGCCCUCACCUGCCCAAUCUACGCCGAGCUCCGCGGACAAUGGUCAAGAGGCGCGAUAGUGCUCGACCGAAGGAUUCCGCAUCGAUGGAACAGAGAGGCGAACGCUCGAAUCGUCUCCGAUAUCGACACUGAUCUCCUGAAGUUAAUGUACAACCGCAUGCUGUGAAGUGAGGACGUCUCAUAGACUCCUGAAGUCAAAAGGCUAACCAUAGAUCCGUCGGUGACUCAUGCCGAACUCCAGCGCGAUCACAGGCCACGUUCAGGGAAACUCCCAUACCAGCGCAUUGUUCUGUUGGGGAGCCAAUUCGGAAUGAUUGAGCUCUGGCUCAGGCGGUCUUUCCGUGAAUAAAUGUUUUGAAA
Messenger RNA from Galendromus occidentalis (western predatory mite), 1235 nucleotides. Its product is annotated as non-specific ribonucleoside hydrolase RihC. Gene Ontology annotation, molecular function: hydrolase activity, hydrolyzing N-glycosyl compounds. Bases 1 to 1041 code for a protein of 346 amino acids. The record is from RefSeq and is a predicted model, not a curated record. NCBI's taxonomy places the organism in Eukaryota, Metazoa, Arthropoda, Arachnida, Mesostigmata, Phytoseiidae. The transcript has 3 exons.